Messenger RNA from Trachemys scripta elegans, 5474 nucleotides. RefSeq names its product SH3 and multiple ankyrin repeat domains 3 (gene SHANK3). The record is from RefSeq and is a predicted model, not a curated record. Gene Ontology annotation, cellular component: postsynaptic density; dendritic spine; postsynaptic membrane. NCBI's taxonomy places the organism in Eukaryota, Metazoa, Chordata, Testudines, Emydidae. Gene Ontology annotation, molecular function: synaptic receptor adaptor activity; ionotropic glutamate receptor binding.
AGUAUUGGUGAGGGUGGCUUCUGGGAAGGAACUGUGAAAGGACGGACUGGUUGGUUCCCGGCAGAAUGCGUUGAGGAAGUGCAGAUGCGACAGUAUGACCCACGGCAAGCUUUCCCCAGGGUCGCAGGGACGAGGUUCAGUGGAGGAUCAGCCAGGCACAGGACUGUGAGGAUUCACGUGGCGGCCUCAGCCCCCGUCGUACCUGUGUCCAUCUCCAGGAAGUCUCUCUCGGGAUUAGAAACGAGAGAAGACAGGACAAAGCGUCUCUUCCGACAUUACACUGUGGGUUCAUAUGACAACUUCACCUCCCACAGUGACUACAUCAUCGAGGAGAAGACGGCCGUGCUGCAGAAGAGGGAGCAUGAGGGAUUCGGGUUUGUGUUGCGAGGGGCCAAAGCGGAGACUCCAAUUGAGGAGUUCACCCCGACUCCAGCCUUCCCAGCGCUCCAGUACCUGGAGUCAGUGGAUGUGGAAGGUGUGGCCUGGAAAGCAGGACUUCGCACGGGAGACUUUCUGAUUGAGGUGAAUGGUGUGAAUGUGGUAAAGGUAGGGCACAAGCAAGUGGUGUCGCUGAUCCGGCAGGGGGGAAACCACCUGGUGAUGAAGGUUGUCUCCGUCAGCCGCAAGCCAGAAUCAGAAGAAGUCGUCCGGAAGAAGGCCCCACCGCCUCCCAAGAGAGCCCCCAGCACCACCCUGACGCUGCGCUCCAAGUCCAUGACGGCCGAGCUGGAGGAACUAGCCUCGAUGCGGAGGAGAAAAGGGGUCACUCUUCGAACGCCAGGGAAUGGCAGCUCACUCGGGAGCUCUCCCGGGGGCCGAGAAACCCCACGUGUCCCUACGCAAAGGAAUUCCCCGGACAAAAUCUGUAGGUGAAGAUGAAAAACUUGCUGCUUCUUUGAUGGAUGGGAAAUUUCCUCGGAGCACGUCAAUGCAAGACACCGUCAGGGAAGGGCACGGAAUCCCACCCCCACCUCAGACGGCUCCACCCCCUCCUCCGUCUCCAUAUUACUUUGACACAGGCCCUCCCCCAUCCUUCUGUCCACCUCCACCUCCGGGAAGGGUUUAUGAUACCAUAAGAUCGAGCUUUAAGCCAAGCCUGGAGGCCAAACUCCAUGGCCUCCCCCAGGUUAUCAGUGCAGCUGAGAUGUAUGACCAGGCAAGGACUUCUAUCCCGUAUCCUGAAAGGCAAAAGAGAGCCCGAUCCAUGAUAAUCCUGCAGGAUUCCUCUCAUCUUCCUGUAGAGCCAACAGAGAUCCCCCGGCCUGGCCCUUCCGCCACGCCCCCGGAGAAGCUGAAAAGGAAAGGGCGAGUGAUUGAUAACCCUUACGCCAACAUGGGCCAGUUCAACGUUAGCCUGUUUGCUCCCACCAAGCCCCAGAGGAAGAAGAGCCCUUUAGUGAAGCAGCUGCAAGUAGAGGACGCUCAGGAAAGAGCAGCUUUAUCCAUCGCAGGAGGCUUUACGCGGGAGCCCUCUCCCACGCGCCGGAGCCAUCGCAUGAGUGGCAUAGAGUAUCAGCACCACGCUGGCAUCGCUCAGGUUGACCCCUCGAGCAUCCCCUUUGCCACUGCCAUCGCUGGAGUCAUGAAGGACAGAGAGCGUCGUCUUGAUGAGAGGCGGAAAUCCACUGUCUUCCUCUCGGUUGGGGCCAUUGAAGGGAGCCCCCCCAGCAUUGAAAUGCCAUCCCUGCAGCAGUCCAGGUCUAUUGAUGAGCGGUUGCUAGGAAGCCGAGAUGUGCUGCUGCCUUCACCUGUCUCAGCUUUAAAGCCAUUAAUUAGCAGCUCAUCCUCAACAUUCAUCCACCCCCUAACAGGAAAGCCCCUAGAUCCAAACUCACCACUGGCGCUUGCGCUGGCCGCAAGGGAGCGGGCCCUGUCUACUCAAGUCCCAUCCAGGUCGCCCACCCCAAUCCACAGCCCAGAUUCAGACCGAGCAGCACCCCUGUUUGUGGAUGUCCAAACCAAAGAACCAGAAAGGGGGGAGCUAGAGGGCCUAGUGUCACCUGCAUAUUCGCCUGGAGCCAAAGGGGCAGUAGGAGCAGUUCCUGGGACUUUGGCCCCUACGAAAAGCCACUGGGGGACUCCAACAACACUGAGAAAAGAGACUGAGACAAGAGCAGAAACACCUGUGAAAGAAGAGAAAAAACACGAAGACAAGAAAUCUAUGAUCAUUAGUAUUAUGGACACAUCACAGCAGAAGACAGCCGGCCUCAUCAUGGUCCAUGCAACAAGUAAUGGCCAAGAGGAGAUAGGACUUGAGAUGAAAGAGGAGAAACCCGAUGUUCCUGAAGCAAGUGUGGAGCCGGCAGAGCUGCCCAAAGCGGAGACUGAGCCCAGCCCUGUGGGAAAGUCUCCGGUUAGCCCAGCAUCUGACAAGACACUUGGUCAAGGAAGUUCAGAGGAGGAAGUGGAGCCCUACACAGUUACCCUCCCACCAGCUCAGCUGUCUUCAAGUGAUGAAGAGACCAGGGAGGAACUGGCCAAGAUUGGGCUGGUGCCUCCACCAGAUGAGUUUGCAAAUGGGGUACUAGUCACCACCCCUGGCACACCAAUCAGCCAACUGGCUAAGCCUAGCACGCCAUCCAUACCAGCGGCAGCAGUAGCACCUUCUACCACUGGUGGAACACCCUCAGGGAAGCCCUCUGAUGCCCCCGUAGCCCCAGAGUCUGCUGCAGACUCAGGAGUAGAAGAGGUGGACACCAGAAGUUCAAGUGACCAUCACCUGGAGACCACAAGCACCAUCUCUACAGUCUCCAGUAUGUCUACAUUGUCCUCUGAAAGCGGGGAGCCUACUGACACAUACACUUCCUUUGCGGAUGGACAAACUUUUAUACUCGAGAAGCCACCAGUGCCUCCAAAGCCAAAACUCAAGUCCCAGCUCAGCAAGGGGCCAGUUACUUUCAGGGACCCACUUUUGAAGCAGUCUUCGGACAGUGAGCUCAUCUCCCAGCAACAUGCGGCUACUCUGGCUUCAGCCAGUGUUGGUCGGCCACGCUACCUCUUUCAGAGAAGAUCCAAGCUAUGGGGGGACCCCAUGGAGAGCAGGCCAGUCCACGGGGCUGAGGAUGACAAACCAACUGUGAUCAGUGAGCUAAGUUCCCGAUUACAACAGCUGAAUAAGGAUACACGAUCACUGGGGGAGGAACCUACCGGGCCCCCUUUAGAUCCUGGGAAGAAGUCACCUGUGAUCGCAGCACGACUUUUCAGUAGUUUAGGAGAACUCAGCACCAUUUCCCAGCGGAGCUCCGGAACCACCUACACAGUUCGACCUGGCAGCCGCUACCCUGUAACCCGACGUACUCCCAGUCCAGUGAAACCUGCCCUGGAUAGGACAGACCCUCUCAGCACCGUGCGGUCCUAUGGAUUGACACCUCCCACCAUCCUCAAAUCUUCCAGCCUCUCCAUCCCGCAUGAGCCCAAGGAGGUGCGCUUUGUGGUGCGGAGCGUGAGUGCCCGGAGCCGCUCCCCAUCCCCCUCGCCCUCUCCCGGGCCCCCCCUGCAUACUCUGCACCCACCGCGGCCCUUCAUGCAGAAACCCCUCCACCUGUGGAACAAAUACGAUGUAGGGGACUGGCUGGAAAGCAUCAAUUUGGUGGAGCAUCGAGACAAGUUUGAGGACAAUGAGAUUGAGGGCACACACUUACCUGCCCUCACCAAGGAGGACUUUGUGGAGUUGGGGGUGACACGUGUGGGGCACCGCAUGAACAUUGAGCGAGCACUCAAACAGCUGGUAGACAGUUGACCAUCCUAGGCAGCGCUGGCCUCUUCCAGAGCCAACUUAUGGGGGGAGGGGGGCAUUUCUACUAGACGAAUAAAACCAAUUUGAUUCUCUUUCUAUUCUGACCACUGCACUGAAGGGCGAAGAGCUGAGGAGCGCCCACUCACUCCAUACACCCAGAGCCCCAGGUGUGCACAAACACACACAGACACACGCACAUGCACACACACAAACACAUGCUCAGCCCCCACUCAACCCUGCACCAGCCAACACCGCCUUUGGGAAAAGGAAUGUUGCAUGAAAUACACCCUCUUUUCUGUACUCCUAAAGAGUCAGGCCUGUAUAUCGCUUGAUGUGCCUUUCCCCAGGGGCGCUGCUGGUGGCAGGAGGGCAGGGGGCCAUGCCCUCGUUGGCCCAUGCUCCCCAGUCUGUGGUAGAACUUUGUUCCCCUGCGUGGAGCCAGCUGUGGAAUGUAUUCUGAUCAAAGGGCUGUGGAGGGGAGGGCGAGUGGUCGGUGUUACUGGUGCAAAUUAGCUCAGUUUAGGGUGAUGGGGCUGUCAGCCGUGUUGCGAUGGUCGUCUUGUGACCCGGGAACUGAACUGAUCUGUAUGUGAUACAAGGUGGGCGCUUGUUUGAAUGUUGGUUGAGUCCCCCGUUUCCUGAGUCACAGCAACCAGAGGCCUAGGCUACAUCCUGCCAAACUGCCGCUCACCAGUCCCGCGGGAGUGGCUACCUGUCUAGGAGGCAGGUCAGGGGUCCUCUGUGAUCAGUGGGCCAGGUGGCUGGGAGGCGCCCGGAGGAGCUGCUGAAUAGCACGGGAGUGGUGAUGGGAGUCUUGGAGGGGCCAAGUGGAGAGUGGAGUGCUGGCACUCACACGGCCCCUGACGCCAGCUCAGAGACUGGUGAGGGCAGGCAGGCACCGAGGUGCAGGUCCCUAGGCCCAGCAGUGCAGUGGGAGCGGCGUCAGGGGUUCUGGGAGCAGGCAACCUGUUUCCCAAAGGCUGUGAGCAAAGCCUGCGCUGGCAUGCGGGCGCCUGACACCAUUGGUGGGCUCCAGCUCAGACAGGUCCUAGUGGCUGCUACAGCAAGAAGGGCCAUUCUGAUUCAAUGGCCAAGAUGCAUGGCUGGGAAAGCCCCUUCACCCUAGGCUCCUUCAGCAGCGUCCGCCCCAAAGCGGAGCAAGCCUGUUGCCAUGCAAACAAGAAAACGGGGAUGGCCUUGCCGAGAAAGCCGAGCCUUUGGACUCUGUGUUCCUUUGCCCUAUUGCCCUGGGCUGCCCUGGUGAGAGAGGAAGUGAAGCCGCAUGGAUAGAAGCAUGUUUGGGGGAUGUCCGAGGGAGGCUGGUGGGGAAUCAAGCAGAAAGUGCUUUGCCAACGUUCAAAGGGGGUGGGGGGUGGGGGGAGUCUUCUUUUGCCUCUUGGUUUGGGGUCUUGUUUCCAAGGGGGACACAUUGAUGGCUAAUAUAUAAUCUCCGUGCAUUUAUGUAGAGCAGCUGAUGAUCAACAAGAGAUGAUGCUAAACUCCAGGAUUCCCAUGCCGUCCUAGUCAUCCUUAUUUUGCAUCUUUUUAAUCAGCUAUAUAUUUGAAAAGAGAAGAGAAAAAAUAUCUAUAUAUCUAUAUCUGUAGCACCUGAGUUUGUUAGCAUUUUACUAAAUCUCUGUAUCUCUAGACUUACCGAGCUGCUCCCUUUCCCUGGGAUGCUCGUGACUUGGUGAGUUUUUAGUGACUGAACGAAUGUUAAAGUCUUUUCAAGAAUCUC